Pieris rapae (cabbage white) is the source of this 570-nucleotide messenger RNA. RefSeq lists its product as uncharacterized. Gene Ontology annotation, cellular component: mitochondrion. The record is from RefSeq and is a predicted model, not a curated record. Lineage: Eukaryota; Metazoa; Arthropoda; Insecta; Lepidoptera; Pieridae. Bases 149 to 517 code for a protein of 122 amino acids. The transcript has 3 exons.
UAAUAACAUAGGUCAAUGGUCAUAGACUUAAUAACAAUGAACAGCUGUUAAAAUUUUUGGGUACAUAAAAUUAAAUAAUAAUUGUAAAUUACUUGAUUAAUUGUUUGUUUUUUUUUACGUAGAACUUGUUAAAAAUGCUCUUAAAAUUAUGCUUAAAAGUAAAUAUAUAAUUAAUAGCAUACUUAAUACUGUCUGCAAACAUAAUGUAAUUCUCCGUCGCCGAUUGCCGCUAUGUCAGAAAAAUUGUCGAUAUUGCACAACCUCUAAUGAGCAAGAUGCAGAGAAGGAGCGAGAAAUCGAAAGAAUAAAAGCCAAUGCUUCUCUAGAUGAACCGCCAACAGCCUGUUGUCAAUCUGGUUGUGCUAAUUGUGUAUUCAUAGUAUGGGCUGAAGCACUUUCUAAAAAAAUGGAACAUGCUGGACCAGAUAUUGCAGAAAGAAUUGUAAAAAUGGUGGAUGAUCCAUCAAUGAGAGCCUAUUUGGAGUUGGAGCUACGUUUAAGAGGUCUUAAGAAAUAAUGUGAUUGUACAUAGUUUUAGUUAUGAUAGAUAUUAAAAUUAUAUUUCUUUGC